Molecule: messenger RNA, 765 nt
Organism: Penicillium chermesinum
Lineage: Eukaryota; Fungi; Ascomycota; Eurotiomycetes; Eurotiales; Aspergillaceae
Gene: pre3
Product: proteasome core particle subunit beta 1
Exons: 4
Coding region: 1-765 (254 amino acids)
Cellular component (GO): proteasome core complex
Molecular function (GO): threonine-type endopeptidase activity
Source: RefSeq, a predicted model, not a curated record
AUGGUCUCGAGUAACGGUGUGACUGGGGUGCUCGGCGAAGAUGGCAUCCACGUCGACAUGAAUCACCUGAAGAGUGGAGAGGUCAAUAACUCAGAGCUCUCGCCAGUCGCCGCUCAUUUCGAAAUUCCUCUGACGAAGAAUAGCAUGGCAAUCAACUUCAAGGACGGUGUCAUUCUGGGUGCUGAUAGUCGAACAACAACCGGAGCAUACAUUGCCAACCGAGUCACAGACAAAUUGACCCAGGUCCACGAUACCAUCUGGUGCUGUCGAUCGGGUUCUGCGGCCGAUACCCAGGCUGUUGCUGAUAUUGUCUCCUACCAUCUCAAUAUGUACGGUGUCGUCAACAAUGAAGCUCCCAGCACGCAAGUGGCAGCAUCUCUUUUCCAGGAAUUGUGUUAUGAGAACAAGGAUGCCCUAAGGUUCGACAACCCCAAUUGGCAAGACCCAAUGAAAGUUCUGAAACUGAUGCAUCUUCAAACAGUGCCGGUAUACUCGAUUCCGCUGGGCGGGUCCCUCCACAAGCAGCCCUUUGCGAUUGGUGGCUCCGGAUCAACCUACAUCUACGGCUAUACUGACGCGCACUGGCGCGAGCAGAUGACAGAGCAAGAAGGUAUCGAUUUCGUGCGCAGCGCAUUGCAAGAGGCAAUCAAGUGGGAUGGUAGCUCCGGCGGUGUGAUCCGACUGGUGGUUCUGACCAAGAAGGGUGCUGUGCGGCACUUGUACCUACCAGACACUAACUACACUGGGCCCGGUGUGACGAAUUAA